AUGGUUGAUGAUCUUGUUGAUUCUCCGUUAGCUCGCCAUGGCUUCACUGGACGUUGUGUACGAGGGAAGCGAGUACUUGGUCAAACACAUGUUGCUAUGGGUGAUGACCUGGCGGAGUUGUCGGUUUGGGCUGAAAACUGUUAUUCUCCCGAUCCGCUGUAUAGGAAGACCAAGCUCAUAUGCACUAUGGGACCAUCAUGUUGGGAUGUUGAUACGUUGGUGAAGAUGAUCGAUCAGGGCUUGAACGUGGCGAGAUUCAGCUUCUCUCAUGGUGACUUUGAGACCCACAGUAGAGCUCUGAGGAAUUUGAAGGAUGCACUUAGGGAGCGGCCAAAUAAGGACGUAUCCAUUAUGCUCGAUACCAAGGGACCCGAGAUCCGUUCGGGUUUCUUCGCCGCUGGUGGUAAGGUCGAGCUCGAGGCCGGUCAGGACUUGAUCCUCACCACUGAUUACUCCUUCAAGGGUGAUGCUCAUAAGAUCGCCUGUACCUAUGAGAAGCUCCCCCAGAGUGUCAAGCCCGGUUCCAUCAUCCUUAUGGCUGAUGGCACGGUUAACCUGGAGGUUGUUGAGUGCUACGAGGACAGCGUUAAGACUCGUGUCUUGAACCACGCUAUCAUCGGUGAGCGUAAGAACAUGAACCUCCCCGGCGUCAGAGUCGACCUUCCCUGCAUUGGUGAAAAGGAGGCCAACGAUAUUCUUAACUGGGGACUCCCUAACGGAAUCGAUUUCAUCUCCGCUUCUUUCGUCCAGCAUGGUGAUGAUAUCCGUGAACUGCGAGAGAUGUUGGGAAGUCGUGGUCGGAACGUUCAGAUCAUCUCCAAGAUCGAGAGCACUGAGGGUCUUAGGAACUUUGAUGAUAUCCUUGAGGCUUCCGAUGCCAUUAUGAUCGCUCGUGGUGAUCUUGGUAUGGAGAUGCCCCCUGAGAAGGUUUUCCUCGCUCAGAGGAUGAUGACUGCUCGUUGCAACCUCGCUGGCAAGCCCGUCAUUACCGCUACUCAGAUGCUCGAGUCCAUGAUCGAGAACCCCAGACCCACUCGUGCCGAGGUCAGUGAUGUUGCUAACGCUGUUCUUGAUGGUAGCGAUGGUGUUAUGCUUUCUGGUGAAAGUGCAA
This is a messenger RNA of Perkinsus marinus ATCC 50983, 1111 nucleotides long. RefSeq names its product Pyruvate kinase, putative. Gene Ontology annotation, biological process: glycolytic process. The record is from RefSeq and is a predicted model, not a curated record. The annotation marks the transcript as partial. Gene Ontology annotation, molecular function: magnesium ion binding; potassium ion binding; pyruvate kinase activity. Gene Ontology annotation, cellular component: cytoplasm. The transcript has a single exon. Lineage: Eukaryota; Perkinsozoa; Perkinsida; Perkinsidae.